CGUAUGCAUCGUGAGUAAAGCGGAGAUUACGUUUGCGUAUUUCUAUAAACAUAUAACGUAACGUUAGAGCGCGCGUCUAACUAGCAGUGAAUUUUUUGCAAACAAGUAACAAGUUAACGCUGUGGCACCUUUUGUAACAUUUGUCGCUCAUUAGCGUCAGUUGAGAGUUCAAAAACUCGUUAAAAAGUUCGACACUUGACAUGUUAAAUAUGCGCAAUAAAUAAAAUAAAAUAGCAAGCAGCCAACAUAAUUAAUUGACGAACGCUGUACUGACAGCUACGCCUGUCUACUGUCUGUGUAUUUGUGCCUGUGUGUCUGUGUCUGUGUGUUAAACAAAAAUCAAAAUUAAUUGCACUUCAAGCAUAUUUAAAUACGCUGAAGAGUUUCGACCAGCCUUGCGGUUUCAAUUGUGAGUAAAUAGCAAUAAAAAUAAUAAUAAUAAUAACAACUACUGUUACUCUCAUCAGCCACGCAUCGCAGUUGUUGCUGCUCUUGUUGUUAUUGUUGUUGUGCGCGCAAUUUCCGGUUUCCGUUUCCGCCGAGCGACAGUCCGCGUCCGCAAAUAAUAAAAAAAAACACACAACAGAUACGCCCAAAACUGCUCCUGUCCACAAUUAAUUUGUCCCAGCCAGCAAUUGCAAAAAUAUUUUAUGUGUUAAAUAACCAAAGUUGAGAAAUUAAUUAAAAGUCAAGCGCGCAGCAAGCAAAACUUAAAAAGUUAACUCUUAACAAAAAGUGUUGCCAAGCUGAAGCUUUUGGCUCCUCCUCGAAUAGUAAAUAAAUUCAGCAAAGUGGAAGCGCGCGGAGAAAAUCAUUUUCAGCAGUUACAUGUGGCAAUUGGUGGCGGCGCUUUGAGCAGCAGAACUACAAACAACAAUAAAAUUUUGAGAAGUGAUGAAGUCAUGAGACCGCAAUUCGAUCGACGCCUCUGGAUAUUAUUGUUCAUUAUUUCAAUACAAUGUACCACCAAUACACAAGCACAGAAUAUCAAUGCCAAGUCGCAAUUAAAAACCACGCCCGCCGAGCACGCAGCCAACAAAUGGCGCAGCAUAUCAGAUCAGCAGACGCAGCAGUCGCAGCAGCUGCGCAGCCACGACGAGUUCAUUGCGGCUGCACACAGUCUGCAGUCGGCAGUUGACCAUAGCCACAAUAGCAAAGCCUCGAAAUGUGCCAAGAACUGCGCCAAGGCCAAACAAAAGGUGGCGAAGUGGAAGGCGCAGCUGAAGUCGCAUCAUGUGCAUCAGGCGCAUCGAGCGGCGGCACACAAGGAGGCCAAGCGGCGCUUGCGGCGCGAAACUGUCGAGGAGCAGGAGGAGAUGGAGCAGGAGCAGCGCUCGACUAGCUCGACUGGCUCAAGCUCAACCACAGUGGCCACAAGCGCUGCGGUUGCGGCCUAUGCGAACAAAUCGCUGCCCGGACUGGUGGUGACCACAGUGAAGGCGAAGCGUGCGCGCUCUACGGUUCAUUUGGCGCCCGAGGAUAUGAAGCCGAAGCCAAAGGAGCCAGUCAUAAUAAUAGACGAUGUGGAGGAGUUUGACAGCGGCACCUCCACACGCGAUUUGUUUGCCAAGAGUCGCGAGGGCGAGGACUCAAUGGACGAGGAGGGGCCGCUGGAGCCGCGUGUGCUGCCGCUGCGACCAGUGCCGCCCAAUCCGUACGAGGACGAGGAAAUGUCCGUUGUCUAUGCCGAGCAGCACUCGGAGAUAAGACUAAUGUGCGAGGUGGAUCUGGACAUUUCAUCCAGCAUGUGGUACAAGAACGGUCAGGUGGUGCAUGCCAUGGACCGCACAUCGCGCAUCACCGACUAUCGCUUCAUCAAGGAAGCUAAUGGCGCGCUAACCAUCACCAAUGUGAUGCUCGAGGACGACGGCAAAUGGCAGUGCGAGGCGGAGAAUACGCGACGCUAUACGGAAAAUGCUCGACCCGUCAAGUUGGUCGUCCUUGAUCGUCCCAAGCCACCAUAUUUGCUCAUCGAUUCACGUCGCUUGGAUGCUGGCAACAUCUUUGUGCCCGUCAAGGAGAACUCCGAGCUGAACUUGGCCUGUGUCAGCGAGGGCGGCAAUCCACGCCCCACACUCACCUGGGAGGUGUUGCUCAGUCCCGGCGUAGAUCGUCAUGCCCAGAAGGUAUCGGCUGAGGUGCUUGAGCUGGAGGAGAUCAAGAACGAGAAGGAUAAAAAUGGCUAUAAAAUCAACAGUGGUGCCAAAAGCGAUGCACGCCUGCCCGCCGUCUAUAGAGCUCAUCACAAUGCCCGAAUUCUAUGCGUGAUGGAGCAUCCAACGCUCAAGAUUCGCCAGAAUGCUUCGCUGCUGCUCGAUGUGCAAUACACUCCCUCGUUCGCCAUCUCGCGCACACCUGGCUUUGGUUAUCCGCUGCGCGAGGGCAUUGAAGUUAGCCUCAAGUGCGACGUCGACUCGAAUCCGCCGAGCACGCCGCGCUGGCAGAAGGACGAUGGUGACACGCCGGUGCCACAAACGGGCGACGGCUUCCUCAACUUUACAUCGAUUAGACGCGAACAUAGCGGCUGGUAUAAGUGCACCUCACGUCAUCUGAACUUUCAAUACUCGUCGAUUGGCUAUUACCUCAGUGUGCGCUAUGACUCGGUGGAUGUUACUUCGGAGCCCGAUGAUCAGGACGUUUCGGUGGCGGCGGCAUCGCACAAUCCCAACAAGGGUCAGCUGGAGGUGCAGCUGGGUGGUGCGGUCACUCUGCAAUGUCCGCAAGGCUCUUUGGGCUGCUGGUCGCACUUGGAUCCCGUUUCGGCUAGACUGCGUGGCCUUGGCUAUGGCAGUUCACAGCCCACAGGACAAUUCUCAUUAAAGGAUGUGAUGUACCAGGAUGCAGGCACCUACAAGUGCGUGGGCCAAUCUCUAGCCAACAAGAAGAAGCUCGAAGUGCUGCAAAGCGUCAUCGUCUCAGUCAAAGGUGCACCCACUGUGGUUGCCUUGAAUGCCACGCCCGUAGCCUAUCCGGGCUCGCCACUGCAUCUCAACGUGGAAUUCUGCGCCAAUCCGCCGGCGCAUGCGGCGCGCUGGCUGCACGGCGAUCGAGUCUUUACGCCGGGCAAUCAAUACGGCAGCACAGUGCUCGCCUAUUCGGUCAAGGAUCUGCCCACGCCGUAUUGCAAGGAGGCGCGACUCACUUAUGUGAGCAUGCAUGAGCGUGUGCCACGCACUUUCUACUUCAUAGUUUCAACACCAGGUGGCGUCGCUGAGGCUGUCUUCAAUGUCAACUUUACGAAGCGGCAUCGCCAAAUGUCCAAUGCCAUCGACGAUGAUGAGGAGGAGGAGCUCAAUCGACCCGAGCAAAUUCAUUUUCCAGUCUUUAGCAACAAUACGGCGUCGAGUGCGGAAUGUUUUCAACUGGCGCUGGUACUAACUUUAGUACUAGGCGCUGCACUAAUGUUACAAAGCCACUAAGUUUAAGUUCAAGAGUGCGCGUAUGUGUGUGAAAGAGAGAGAGAUAGACAGCGAGUCUGCUAGUAUGAGUGAGUGCGUGUGUGAAUGAAAAAAAAGAAAACUUUGCUAUUGUACUACCCGAGACUAUAUCUAAGUACUAUAUAUCCAUACUAUAUAUGUAUUAACUAUGCCCUACUACGACUACUAACUAUGACUAAACCUAUAUACUUAUAUUGAAUGUGUAUUUGUAAUCGAAGCAAACAAAUUAUGCCCCCCCCCCCUAACUAUCCCACUAGACACGCCCCUGGCCCUGCCCCCCCACAUCACACCACACAAACCUUUCAAUGCAUAACUAAUACUACAUAUUAUAUCUAUAUUUGUGUCAGUGUGUGUGUAAGUGUGUAGACUGUAGCAGCGCUUAAACUUAAAUGCCAAAUAAACAAAAAAAAAAAAGAAACACAAAACUUUGUUAAAUGUUGAAACAUAUAUUUAUAUUAAGCAAAGAUAUUCGCGUACUUUAAGUUCCUUUCAAGAAACAACAAAUUAAUAAUUAACAAUGAAAACUUUGCAAAGUGACUGAUUUUUGUUAAAUAAUUUGAAACAAAUUUAGUGUUAGUCAUCAAGAGUAUAAGAUUAUACUUUAAUGUAAAUGAAAGUAACUUAACAGGCACGAACAAAUUCCUUCCAUUUGAAUUUUUGCGCAUAACGAAACAAAAAUUUGUGUAAAUUUAU
Molecule: messenger RNA, 4130 nt
Organism: Drosophila busckii
Lineage: Eukaryota; Metazoa; Arthropoda; Insecta; Diptera; Drosophilidae
Gene: tei
Product: hemicentin-1
Exons: 12
Coding region: 903-3419 (838 amino acids)
Biological process (GO): cell-cell adhesion
Cellular component (GO): cell-cell junction
Molecular function (GO): cell adhesion molecule binding
Source: RefSeq, a predicted model, not a curated record